AUGAGUAAACAUGAAAGAAGCAGAUUUGUCGAGCAGCUGUUGAAGGACGAGCUUGAGGCUGUGGCUCUGGGACUGGAGCAGGGAGUCUACGCCUGGGAAGAGCUUGACCUGCCUCAUGAUUCACAGGGCUCCACUCCUCUCAUCACUGCCUGCAGAACGGGUCUUACUAGGGUUAUGCAUUUCCUUCUGAAAAGAGGAGCCGAUGCUACACUGUGUAACAAUAGCAAUCAGACAGCUCUUCAUGUUAGUCAACCAGCACUCCAGGGGGAGCUUUUGACGGCUAUGAUCGGAGAAGUACCCCAUCAGAAGCAGCUCUCACUAGCAGCCUGGAGGGGAGACCUCUGCUGUCUACAGGACCUGAUGGCCCAGGCAGACUUGUUGGAGUUAAAUAAACAGAACAGAGAUGGACUGACCCCACUGAUGCUGGCUGUAAGGGAUGUGGAUCUGUUUGAAGGACUUGAGACACCGUGGGAGUAUCAACCUGUGGAAGUGGUGAAGGAACUUGUGUGUUUUCCAGUUGAUAAGAAGAUCCUUGAUGGAAGAGGUCAUACUGCUCUGUGGUACGCCUCUCAGAUCAAGAGCACCAAGAAGGAAGAACUCUUCCAUAUAAUGGAUUCUUUAAUGCAAACAGAAACAAUAUUCACGUGUCUGGAGGCAUCUUAUUGGCCAAUGAGUCCUUCUGUACUCCCCAGCUGCUCUCCUACACGUGGCUGUUGCACACCAGAUUCAGACGGGAUGAAGAAAGAUUCAGCUGAGAUUAUCAUGGCACAAAACGAUCAUGCAGAUAUCCACCAAGAUAACAGGAUUUGCUUUGAGGGUUGGAUGGAGCCAAAGAUAGACAUCAGACAAGAUGGCAGAGACGAGAGGAAGCGAAGCAGUCGGACAUCAUCCUUGCCUAGCCUAUGGAACAACAGAAAAGACUGGGGCAAAAUAAGGUCCUUGCAUCCAUCACUCAGUUUGACUUCUUCCUCAAUACCUGUUCUUCCUGCUGCUCAUGUCACUCAGCUCAGUAAGUCAGCACCAAUUCUAAUGGACCCUCUUCUUGAUGCAAGUGUGCUGCUGCAAGCACGGACUAACAUUCAUAAUAGACUUGGAGGUGUUCACACAGGGGAUGAUGAUGGCAGACAAAAGACACUACCUACUCUAUGUUCAAAGUCACCUAAACAUCUUGCUCCGCUGGACAAUAUAUACAGGAAUGGCUCUACAGGUUCAAGUCUUGAGCACCCACUGCUCUUAAAACAAAGUAGCAUCUUGCCCAUCUCAUCACAAUCCAGGAGAAGCCUGGAAAGGAUCUCCAGGCCGUCUUCCAGAAGAUGCAGAGGCACCAGAGCAGGCAGUGAAGAGAGCAACUCCUGCAGCAGUAGUAGCCAAGAAGAGGAUGAGACAGUGCCUCAGGAUACACACAAGAUUGAUGUGGGCUUAGAUAAGUCACUGAAUCUGGAACUGGGGACCUAUUUGGAUUUUGAGGACUUUGUCAGUUCAGUAAUACACAAUACCAGAAAAGAUAUAACUUCAGACAACAAGAAAGGCUAUACAUCUAUCAAAUCUUUGACUGUCAUGAAAGUCGAGGAUGAAAUAAGAUGCCAGUCUACUAAAACAACUGAAAACUCAGAGGAAUUUCUGAAGAAGUCCCCAACUAUGGACUGCUGCUCUGUCUCUGAAGAACCCCAAAACAUUAGACAAACACAACCUAUAGCCCGAGGAUCCUGUUUUAUUGCUGGUGAGAAGCACCUCGCCGCUGUGGAUACUGACGUAGCAGAACACACUCCACAUGAAAAGAACAAACCAGUUAAGGCGAUCAAAAGAAAUGAUAGUAAAGGCAAAACAUCUAUUCAGACAAAUCAGUCAUUCAAUGUUCUGGCACACAGAAAACAAAGUACUGUUAAAACCACAAGGAAUAGGAUAAAUUCACCAAUUCACUCAAAGUUGCAACUCAGAGAAAGUAAACCCACCAUCCUAGUUAUUGCAGGAGAGUCUAACAACAAAUAUUUGCCAAGAGAACCUUGUAAAAAAACUGCACAUGAAGCCCCAACAGCAAGGGGGGUCUCUGAACCUUUUCAACACAUGAAGUUGAGUGAUGACAAGAAAGUAAGCAGUAACAGCCAAAACCAACUUCACAGAGAUCGAAGAAGUGCAAAAGCAUCCAAAAAGCCAGUAACAGGACCAGUACAGCGAACAAGGUCUGCUGUGGAUUAUGUCACUUACAAUGACAUGUUUCUGAAGAUCAGUCAGGGAGAUGAAGGUCCCGCAAUCUACGAAAUGUUUGCGACUCCGGUUUAUGAAAAUCUUAGAGUAGACAGUUCUGCAGAGAGAACCAGACAGGUCCAUACAGCACUUCAAGUUAAAAGACAAACCAAUGGAAAACUGAAGGGCCAAAAAACAGUGGAGGUUAACCGAAGGAAACAAGCUCAAUCAGAGAGAUCCAGUCGAGCUAAACACAGGCAACUCAAGCGGAGGGAUAAUGUUACCAAAGGGAUAAAGAAAAACCCACUUUCUUCAGAGAAUAAAUGCCAUGUCCUUGUAACUUCUACUUGUGGAGCAGUCCAGCAGAAUAUAUCCGAAAUGCACAUCGAGGGAGAUGGAAGGGAAUUAUCAAGUGCAGAGAGACAACGUACUUCCAUGCUAUCAGUGAUUGAGGAAGUACUUUCCAACACUGUAUCCAAAACAAGUCUCAUAAAGGAAAUAAUACAUCAAGAACAAACUCCAAUUGAUGCAGGUGCCAAGAGUGAACCUGAAAUAUCACAUGAAACCAAAUUGCCAUCGCAGCCUCUUAUCAAUACCUGGACAAGUGACGGAACAGUCUCACCUGUGUACCACAGCUUUCUAGAUGAGGUUGGCGAUGGACCUCUCACAGAUGACCUGCUGAGGUCUUUGGCAGAAGAGUUGAUCUCACUCGAGAGAAGAGAUGUUGAAACACUCAAGACUGAAAAGGAAGAUAGCACAGAGUUCAAACAUAACGUGCCUUCAAGAUUUAGCAUUUUUUUAAAUGAGGGUUCAUCCUCAGGUGAACUGCAUUACACUAAUGGAUCUUGCUCAGAUGAUGCCAUCACAUGGACAAAAGGAGAGGUUCUGGGUAAAGGAGCUUAUGGAACAGUGUAUUGUGGGCUAACCAGUCAAGGUCAGCUGAUUGCAGUAAAACAAGUGGCACUUGAUGCUUCAACUUCAGAGAUGGCAGAAAAAGAGUACGAACGCCUGGAGAGAGAAGUGGAUCUUCUUAAGACCCUUCAUCACACUAACAUUGUUGGUUUCUUGGGCACAGCUCUCUGUGAGAAUGCUGUAAGCAUCUUCAUGGAGUAUGUUCCAGGGGGCUCCAUCUCAAACAUUUUGAGCCGGUUUGGACCCUUGCCAGAGAAGGUCUUUGUUCUAUACACUCGACAAAUUCUGGAAGGUGUUGCCUAUCUUCAUGCUAACAGGGUCAUCCAUAGAGAUCUGAAGGGGAACAACAUUAUGCUCAUGCCCAACGGAGUGGUCAAGCUAAUCGACUUUGGUUGUGCUCGCCGUCUUAGCUGUCUUCAGACUUCAACUGGAAGUAAGAGUGACCUUCUGAAGUCUGUGCAUGGUACCCCAUACUGGAUGGCACCAGAGGUGAUCAGUGAAACCGGUCAUGGACGAAAAUCAGACAUCUGGAGCAUUGGCUGCACUGUGUAUGAAAUGGCCACAGGAAAGCCACCCCUCGCUCACAUGAACAAGAUAGCAGCCCUCUUUUACAUUGGGGCUCAAAAGGGCUUAAUGCCAUCUCUGACUGAUGACUUCUCUACACAUGCAAAGGGCUUUGUCAAGGCUUGCCUGACCAGAGAUCCAAAGCAACGACCUUCAGCAGAGGAACUGUUAAGACAUCCAUUCAUCUCUCAUCACAGCCAAGCCUGCAAUAGGCCAAUGAACUGAAAACUUAAUUCCCCAAAUCAAAAAGUGACUUUUAAAAACAAUGAUACAAACCAAACAUUGUGAGGCAACAUAAUUUAACAUGGAGAAAAAUGUUAUUUAUAACACAGUAAAGAUCUGGAAAUAGUAAUCUGACAGAUGUGCCAUUAAGUUCUUAACGCAAUAAAUGAUCACAUAAAGACUGAGGUUAAGGUAGUGGAAACCAUGGUAUUUAUUAUUAAAUCUAAAUAAAAUUGGGAAAAGACAAAAAAAAAAAAAAGUGCCAGGGUUUGCACUUGCCUUAUCCAACUGCAAUUCAGCGUUCCAAAGUAAAAUGAUAAUUUGUACAAUGCUGGCCUCAUUUACCAAUAUCUUCACACUAAAAGAAUU
Messenger RNA from Cyprinus carpio (common carp), 4251 nucleotides. RefSeq lists its product as uncharacterized. Gene Ontology annotation, molecular function: protein binding; protein kinase activity; ATP binding. The record is from RefSeq and is a predicted model, not a curated record. Gene Ontology annotation, biological process: protein phosphorylation. Lineage: Eukaryota; Metazoa; Chordata; Actinopteri; Cypriniformes; Cyprinidae.